AUGAAUCGUAAUGAAAUUUCUAGUUUAUUAGAUUUAUCUUCAGAAAGUUCGUUUGACGAUACUGACGAAGAUCCCAACUGGAAUGAUGAAGAUGUGUACAGUAGUUCCGAGGAUGAGUCUUCUGCUUCUCCUGUGAUGCGUGGAGAUGGUAAUGAUUGGAAUAAUGUUAUAGACGAACAACCAAAUUCUAAUGUAAUUUAUAAUCCAAAUAAUGAAUGUGUUGGGAUAAAUGAGGAUAUUGUUGAAACAAUGAUUGACUGUAGCCCUUAUGAUUUUUUUGCAUUAUUUUUUGAUGACGAAGUUUUAAAACUUAUAGUACUCGAGACUAAUCGGUAUGCAAAUGAUAAAAGAAAUUCAUGCAAUCUAUCUCGUAAUGCUCGAAUAAAAAAGUGGAAAGAAACCGAUGUAAAAGAAAUUAAAACUUUUUUCGGUUUAGUUAUAUGGAUGGGAUUGGAUAAAAUGCCUACCAUAGGCCAUUAUUGGAGAAAUACAACGUUAUUUUCGAGCAACAUUCCUCAAUAUAUGUCGAAAAACCGUUUUGAAUUACUACUAAGUGUAUUACAUUUUUCUGAUAAUAAUACAGCUACAUCUUAUAACCGUUUGUAUAAAAUUCAACCACUUAUUGAUUUGCUUGUCUAUAAAUUUAAUGCAGCACUUAUACCUAAUGAUUCAAUGUGUAUUGAUGAGUCAAUGGUUCCGUUUUCGGGACGACUGUUAUUUAGACAAUACAAUGCAUCUAAAAGACAUCGCUGUGGUAUAAAAAUUUUUAAAUUGUGCACUACUGAUUUUUAUACUUCAAAAUAUAAAAUUUAUAGUGGAAAAGAAGCUUCCGACAAUACUUCAGUUGCUACUAAAGUGGUGUUUGAACUAUUAUCGGACUACUUAGAUUUUGGACGAACUUUAUUUGCCGAUAAUUGGUACAACAGUAUAGACCUUGCUGAAAAAUUAUUGGAUAGAAAUACUCAUUUGGUGGGAACUUUACGAAAAAACAGAAAACGGAUUCCAAAAGAAAUAGUGACAACAAAAUUGAAAAGAGGUGAAAUGAUAGCUAAACAGAAUGGCCUUGGUGUAACAGUUCUAAAAUGGAAAGAUAGAAGAGAUGUUCUCAUGAUUUCAACUAAACAUGGUAAUUCAAUAAACGAAGUUCAAAUGAAACGUGGAAAAAAAAUAAAACCUAAUGUGAUUAUUGAUUAUAACCGUGGCAAAGGAUUGAUUGAUGUAAGUGAUCAGAUAGGUGCUUACCACAACUGUUUGCGUAAAGGAGUAAAAUGGUAUCGUAAAGUAGCCUUUGACAUAAUAUGUAAUACAGCAGUAGUAAAUGCAUUUAGUCUUUACAAAGCAGUCACCAAUAACAACAAAUCUAUUACACAAUUUAGAGAAGACAUUGCUCUCGACAUGGUUAAAAAAAAAGAGGUCAACUUGCAACAAACAUCUACAAUUAUACCACACCAUACUUUAGUCAAAGAUAAAAAAAGGGCAAGAUGCUAUGGAUGUUACAGGCAAUGUUGCCGUGAAGAAGGCACGAUCAAUGCAAGAAAAAAAGCAAAACGUGUACACACAAAAUGUGAAGUAUGUGAAAGAUAUUAUUGUCUACAAUGCUUUUCAACGAACCAUAAUAUUAAAGUAAAAUAA
Messenger RNA from Macrosiphum euphorbiae (potato aphid), 1632 nucleotides. Lineage: Eukaryota; Metazoa; Arthropoda; Insecta; Hemiptera; Aphididae. The record is from the annotation of a GenBank genome assembly.